This is a messenger RNA of Penicillium atrosanguineum, 1449 nucleotides long. RefSeq names its product histidine phosphatase family protein. Lineage: Eukaryota; Fungi; Ascomycota; Eurotiomycetes; Eurotiales; Aspergillaceae. Gene Ontology annotation, cellular component: fungal-type cell wall. Gene Ontology annotation, molecular function: acid phosphatase activity. Bases 1 to 1449 code for a protein of 482 amino acids. The transcript is spliced from 4 exons. The record is from RefSeq and is a predicted model, not a curated record.
AUGGGUCCCAAAAACAUUGCGACGCUCCUCGGUUGGGCCGCAGUCGUCACGGCUUCAUACAGCAAUCGGCCUGACUAUGCUGGGCGCUUUACUUUCGCCGCCCCAUAUGACCAGUCAUUCCUGGAGGGCUACUCCAUUCUGAAGCAUAUUGGCGGCCUUGGACCGUAUAGCAAUCGCAUGUCAUAUGGCAUUGGACGAGAUCCUCCCGAGUCCUGCGCGGUGGAUCAAGUGAUCAUGAUCAGACGCCAUGGCGAGCGGUACCCACAAGGAAGUGAUGGCGAAUACAUUGAAGCUACCCUGAAAAAGCUGUAUGGUUUCGAUGUGGAGAACUGGAAGGGUGAUCUCACCUUCUUGAAUUGGUGGCAGUACUAUAUGGACAGUGAGGGUCUGUAUGGGCUGGAGACGGAAAGCGGCCCUUACAAUGGGCUUUUGACAACAUAUAAGCACGGUGCAGAAUAUCGUGUACGUUAUGGCCAUUUGUGGGAUCAGAGCUCGGACAAGAUUGUUCCCAUGUGGACCAGUGGGUUUGAGCGCGUCGUACAGACUGCCCGCAAAUUCGGCGAAGGUUUCUUUGGAUGGAACUACACCGACUCUGUCGCUUUGAACAUUAUCUCGGAGAGCGAGGAGAUGGGGGCUAAUAGUCUUACGCCUGAGUGUCCUGGAGAUACCGAUACCCAAACCUGCGACAGUCUCAGCCAGGAUCUGCCAGCAUUCCGCGUCGCUGCUGAGCGAUUCAACAAGCAAAAUCCGGGUCUCAACUUGAACUCGACAGACAUUUUCCAGCUAAUGUUCAUGUCUGUCUUUGAGCUUAAUGUCCGAGGCUACUCUGACUGGACUAAUGCCUUCACACUCGACGAGUGGAAAUGGUUUGGCUAUACCCAGGAUCUGCAGUUCUACUAUUGUGCUGGCCCUGGAGAUCCUUACUACAAGGCCGUUGGAUCAGUCUACGCCAAUGCUUCUUUGACCUUGCUGAACCAGGGACCGGCGGAAGUUGGCGCCAUCUACUUCAACUUUGCUCAUGAUACCAAUAUCACGCCAAUUUUGGCUGCCAUGGGUAUCGCAACACCAAGUGAAGACCUACCCCUUGACAAGAUUCCCUUCCCGUCUACCUACGAGAUCGGCAAUAUCAUGCCCAUGGGUGGCCACCUGACACUAGAAAGAAUGAGCUGCAAUGCAACAGUAGCCACAGAGAAGGGAACCUUUGUUCGGGUCGUGCUCAAUGAGGCCGUCGUCCCUUUCACGUCGUGCCAGGAGGGGCCCGGGUUUUCAUGCUCGCUAGCGAAUUACACCGAUAUGGUCAGCAAGAUGCUGCCUGACUUUGCAUCGGAGUGCAAAAUAAACAGCACUGUGCCGCAGCAUCUUUCGUUCUGGUGGGAUUACAACACCACAUCAGCUUACAACCACCAGACUGCGAUGUAUAUACCUUACCAGGGGGAUACCUAUGUGUAG